Molecule: messenger RNA, 2927 nt
Organism: Oncorhynchus masou masou (cherry salmon)
Lineage: Eukaryota; Metazoa; Chordata; Actinopteri; Salmoniformes; Salmonidae
Exons: 6
Coding region: 1-2826 (941 amino acids)
Source: RefSeq, a predicted model, not a curated record
AUGGCAGGGAGACUGCACGUGAUCCUGAACAGUGUAAACAAGGCGCUGUGCCGCAUGCGCUUGGCCUCGGCUGUAGAGGAGGAGGAUGAUGACCUGAUAACACAAUCACAGCAUCUAGAGGAGAAGCGCAGGCGUGGCCAGCAGCUCGUCACUAUCCAAGCAUUCCUACAGUCCAGCCUGGACAAGGAAAAUGAGCUCAGCGUGGUCCUCCAGUGGCUCAGAAACAUGAACCAGGAGCUGGUGGAGGUGGAGGAGGACGAGGACUUCCGGGAGGUAGAUGGUAUCACUGAGGAAUGGGUUGAGGAGAUGCAAGACAAGAUCCAGAGUUUCAUGUCGGACAUCCAAGCUUGUAUUGUACGUCUUCACGAGCUUUGUGGAUUCCUCUUUGAACUCGACACCAGGAAAACCAAAAAGAAAGAAGCAGAACAUAAGAAGGGAGGUGUGUGGCACUGGUGGCUGGAGUCAAAAGUCGAUGCCAGGACGAUACUGAAGAUCCAGGAGCUGCAGCCGCCCACAGUGGAACGCAUGAUGGCGGAGCCCAGCCUGGCCACCAAGUCUUCUACAGAUCUGUCCUUCAUGCUGGGCGACAUCUCCAAGUCCAUGUCCUGCAACAAGGCCAUGAGCAUGGCCUUUAAGUUCAUUCAGACGGGGCUCCACAACCUAAACGAGGCUCUGCAGGAGCGCACAGGUGAGGCCCACAAAGCCCAAGCCCAACUGGAUGAGAUGAAGGCUAAUGACUGCCGUGCUAACCUGGCCCGUGCCAAAGCAGAGCUGGAAGGGGGCAAGACAAGGAUCACCAAACUGGAGGGAGAUAACUAUAACCUUCAGGAGGAGAUCGCAGCGCACAAGUUCCAGAUCCACAAGCUGGAGGGGAUGGUCAGGUCAGGACAACAGGGUUCUGUGAUUAAAGUGAUUGAGCCGGUGAUGGAAUUCCCCAUGACUCAGAGCCAAACCCAGCCAGAGAGCACCUCAGUCCCAUUCAAUCCGAAAUAUCCCAGACGGCCCCCUCUGUCUAAGAAGGAGCAGAAGCCAAAGAUAGCGCCAUCAGUGGUGGAAUCACAGCUACCCAAGAGCCCACCCAAGACUGCGGCUGGUACGGAGCCAGAGUCCAUUGAGGAGGAGUAUGUCGAAGAGGAGAUACCUCCCACACCUUCCCCUGUGUCUGAAGAGGAGAUCAACCCCGAGACAUCACCUGAUGAAUUGGACCUCUUUGAGGCCAUGGAGAAGAACAGCACCAGCCUCUUGGAUGGCUUCCAGUCAUCUGUGUUCAACAUAAUUGAAAAGUCCCUCAGUGUUAAGGAUAUAGGCCUAGAGGCAGACAAGGCCAACGACGCCAUCAAACUCUACAUCAUCCUUCAGAAAACCAUCCGAAACUCCUUCAACAACAUCACCUCCAAACUCCAUGGGAAAUUUACAGACAGCAUCCUGGGCAUGCCGUUUGAGGAGGACAAAGUGGCUUGGGAGGGGUUCUGGGAUGACACCACCAAGUCACCAGGGGACAUGCUCAAAGAGAUCAACUCUAUGUUCGUCAGCCAUGACCAGAACAUUGAGAGUUUGGGCGCCAAUGUGCACAUGCUCAUGAAAGAAGAAGACAAGAACGCCAAGUCUGCUUCCAAGAAAGGACCCCACCAAGAAUGCCACCACUCUGUGUCUGAGGUCCUGAUCCAGUUGAAGAACAGCAACAACAUGAGCAAGCAGCAGACCUGUAAGAUGCGCCUGGCCCUGGAGAACCUCAUGAACAACAAGUUGGAUAAUGAGCCCAAGACUGAGGAGGAACAGCCAUUCACCAGCCAUUUCUCCAUCUCGUCCUCUGACAGCUUUGUAGAGGAAGAGGAGAUCAGAGUGGAGAAGAAACGCCACCACCACAUCGAGAAAACUGUCAAAGUACCUGUAGAGAAGCAAAUCAAGAGGAGACAUACUCCACAUCAGACAACAAGGCAAGUACUGAAACCCAGACUUAUAGAGACAGCCAACCAGGGGGACAUAGAGCGGUAUAAGAUGGAGAUUGAGGAGGAGGGGAGGAAGAUAGAGAAAACGGUGAUGGUGGGGGCGACAUACCAGGUGAACGUGGUGUCUCAGAGGACCAACCUGAAUCUCCUGAGGCAGGCGGCGAUCAGCGGGGAGAUCUCCACUGAGCUGUACAGCAUGGCCAAGGACCUCAUCACACACAUUCUGGGCAUGGAUGAGAUGAGACUGGCCUGCCUGCUCCGCAAGUUCAUGGCCUACAGAUCAGUGCAGCAAGUCCGUUACAAUCUAAAUAUGCAGUUGGUUGCUGCUCGGGAGCUAAAGGAUGGACAGUCGGUAAAAGAAAUAUACUCCUUCCUGACGAAACUGGAUGUGUACCAGAAACGGACGUUGCGUCGGUGGAGUGCUAAACAAGCUGCUAUUGAACACAGCCGCAAGACCUGCCUUGCUCGCAUGCUAUAUCUUUUCAGUGAGAUAAGACAAGACUACAAUGUGCACCUGCUCACCCCGUUCCCGUGCUCCAGCCUCUCCCGUCAACAUCUGGCCAUCAAGUCCCACAAGCUGACGUGGUCCCUGAGCCCUGGUUGCCAGCGCCGCCACCUGCCCACUACAGCCCAGACCCCCCACCUGGUGAUGCCCACCUCAGAGGCCGGACCCCUGAGCGGAGUCAGGGAGCUGUUGAGGGGUCAGCUACCCACACUGUGGCAUUGUAAUCUGACCAUGAACAACAUGCAGCUGGCCAGGAAGAUGGCCUCUCCCCCCUGCAACCUCUCCUCCAUCCCCCUGCUGAUGGAGAUGGACGUCAACCAUAGCCGAGCCACUGCACUGCGCUCUGCACAGGGCAGGAUGAGUGGGGGAUAGCUGCAUGCUUUCUAGAGGAGAUGUGUUGAUGCAUAGGGAGAUGACCUACUGAAGGGAUCCAGUCUGUCACUAAUCUCAAACGCCAGCCAAUAAAGAAUACG